This is a messenger RNA of Papaver somniferum (opium poppy), 678 nucleotides long. RefSeq lists its product as uncharacterized. Bases 30 to 485 code for a protein of 151 amino acids. The transcript has 3 exons. The record is from RefSeq and is a predicted model, not a curated record. Lineage: Eukaryota; Viridiplantae; Streptophyta; Magnoliopsida; Ranunculales; Papaveraceae.
UCUUCAGCUUUGCCUUCACUGGUUUCAUAAUGUUGUCUAUGUUUCAGAUUGCAUUAGGGGUUUCAAAAGUUGGUCAACUGUUACCACAGCCGGCUGAGGCAGUGGUUCUUUCCGCUCCAGGAGGACUGGCCACGGCAGAGAAGACCGGUAAUACUGAUACACAGACAUCAGCUGGCGGGAUCAAAAGAGGUGGGGUCAUAGGAGCAACAGCAGCGAAAGGGUUAGUGCAGCUGAAGGAUCGUGGCGUCCAAGGGGGGAACUUAAAUGAGGGCGAGGUUUACCACCACUCGACAACUGAUCACCUAGACAUCGCAAAUGGAGGAGCGGUCGUGACGCGAGAUGUGAAUACUAAUGCGAGGUUUACCGAAGGGAAAGCUGGAGCAAAUAUCCCAGGGGUGGCAAGCGUUAAUACAGGUGUUGCAGGAGUUCAGGGUUCAAAGAACUCAAAAGGGGUGGGUUCAAAGAACUCUAAAGGUAAAUACUAGGAGAAAGCUGCAAAGGAGGCCAGGGUCGUCUUUUUAUGUAAUUGUUGUUUGAGUUUGAAAAUUUCCAAAAUAUGUGAUUGUGUUUUUAUUUUUAUCGGUAAAAAAGAAAGAAUUUUGGUGCUGGCGAGUCUCGAACUGCAACGGAGGCUAGGAUAGUCUUUAUAUGUAAUUGUUAUUUUAGUUUGUAAAUUUC